This is a messenger RNA of Schistocerca gregaria, 570 nucleotides long. Its product is annotated as coiled-coil domain-containing protein 1-like. The transcript has a single exon. Bases 1 to 570 code for a protein of 189 amino acids. The record is from RefSeq and is a predicted model, not a curated record. NCBI's taxonomy places the organism in Eukaryota, Metazoa, Arthropoda, Insecta, Orthoptera, Acrididae.
AUGGAUAGUUAUGAUGAUGAUUAUAGUAUUGCUAGUUUGUUUGUUAAUGAUGAUGAUGAUCAAGUUUUGUCUGAUGAAGUAGUAAGCCAAAAUGAUAAUCUUGUGUCCAAAAAUAUUGAUGCUUUAGUAGCUGAUUCAGAUGAUGAUGAUGUAGCAGUAGAGAGAUUUGAUGUUGUAGCUGAGGUCCAUGCAGAUGCAUGUGACUCAGAUGAUGAUGAUGAUGAUGAUGAUAUUAUUGUUGACAAUGUUAUUGAUAUUUUGUUUAAAGAGGAUCUUGAUGGGAUGAUUUUUGUAGAAAUAUUGGGAGAUGAAGUUAAUAAUAGUCAGUUAGUAGGUAUUGAUGAUUUGAUGAGUGAUGAUAAGAUACAUGGAAGUCAGUGGUAUUCUAUUAAUGUCAGGGAGAUUUUGGCUAAGAGUAAUGACAAGAAUGAACCAACUGAGCAGAUAGGUUACAAUGUUUUAGAGGUUUUAAAUAAGCAAGAAAUCAGUGAAGUGAAAUGUGGCAGUGAUGAUGAUUAUUUGGAAUCUGAGAAUAACAAAGUCGUGGAACACACACAAAUAAACAAUUAG